GUUGGGGGCGCCCUCCGCGGCGGGCAGCGCGCCAGGGACCGGCCUCCGCAGCCGCCCGGCGCGCGAAGGCUGCGCUUUCCCUUCGGUUCCCCCCCCCCCGUUUCCUCCCGCGGGGCGGCAGCGGAGAUUUCCUCUCGGGGGUGUGUGGGGGGGAACUACGCGGAUCCUUCCCGGGGCUCCUCGCCCCGCCCCACUUCUCCGCCCCCUGCCCUCUGCUGGGGAGCCGGCGCUGGCCUGCGCUGGGGAGAGGCUCCGCAGCCUGAGCCGGGAGGUGCAGGGUCCCCGCCUCGCCCCGCCAUGUGACGCCGCCCUCCGCCCAGGGACCCCCGUCGCGCCCCCGGCCCGCCCGCGCUGGGGUGCGCCGGGCACCAUGCUUCUGCCUGGACACGCGCGCCCGCCGCCCGCGCCGCAGCCCGCGCAGCAUCCCGGACUCCGCCGGCAGGUAGAGCCUCCCGGGCAGCUCCUGCGCCUCUUCUACUGCACCGUCCUGGUCUGUUCCAAGGAGAUCGCGGCGCUCACGGACUUCUCCGGUAAGAAGCGCCCUCCCUCGCCCUGCGCCCCCCGGCGCCGCGGUGCGCGCCCAGGUUAUCUAACCAAACUCCUGCAAAACCACACCGCCUAUGCCUGUGACGGGGACCAUUUGAAUCUGCAGUGUCCUCGGCAUUCUACGAUAAGUGUCCAAUCGGCAUUUUAUGGGCAAGAUUACCAAAUGUGUAACACCCAGCAGCCUGCCUCCCAGAGGGAAGACAGCUUAGCCUGUGUGGCUCCCACCACAUUGCAGAAGGUGCUGGACGAAUGCCAGAACCAGCGGGCCUGCCACCUCCUGGUCAAUAGCCGUGUUUUUGGACCUGACCUUUGUCCAGGAAGCAGUAAAUACCUCCUGGUCUCCUUUAAAUGCCAGCCUAAUGAAUUAAAAAACAAAACCGUGUGUGAAGACCAAGAGCUGAAACUGCACUGCCACCCUUCAAAGUUUCUCAACAUCUACUCUGCGAGCUACGGCAGGAGGACCCAGGAGAGGGACAUCUGCUCUUCGGAAGGGGAGCGGCUCCCCCCCUUUGACUGCUUGUCUUACUCGGCUUUGCAAGUAUUAUCCAGGAGGUGCUAUGGGAAGCAGAGAUGCAAAAUCACGGUCAACAAUCACCAUUUCGGGAGCCCCUGUCUACCAGGAGUGAAAAAAUACCUCACUGUCACCUAUGCUUGUGUUCCCAAGAACAUACUCACAGCGAUCGAUCCAGCCAUUGUUAAUCUAAAACCUUCUUUGAAGCAGAAAGAUGGUGAAUAUGGUAUAAACUUUGACCCAAGGGAACCGACGCUUCUGAGGAAAGAUGGAGUUAUUGUUAGCAAUUCUCUGGCAGCAUUUGCUUACAUUAGAGCCCACCCAGAAAGAGCAGCCCUGCUCUUCGUGUCCAGUGUCUGCAUCGGUCUGGUGCUCACGUUGUGUGCCUUGGUCAUCAGAGUGUCCUGCGUCAAGGACCUCAGGGAUUUGCAGCUGGCGAGGGAGCCCUUGGUUCCAGAAAGUGACAAGGCUGAAGAAGACAGCGAGGAUGAGGAGGGGGAGGAGGACUCCUCGGACUCUGACUUUCCAGGGGAACUGUCUGGGUUUUGUAGGACUUCGUAUCCCGUCUACAGUUCCAUAGAAGCUGCGGAGCUGGCAGAAAGGAUUGAGCGCAGGGAGCAAAUCAUCCAGGAAAUAUGGAUGAACAGUGGUUUGGACACUUCACUCCCAAGAAAUUUGGGCCAGUUCUAUUGAAAAAGAGAUGCGUCUGGAUGCGACCACACUUUGUGAAGAGGGAAGGAUCCCAAAUGCCCCUCUGGUUCUGUUUCACUUGUACCUUCUAUGAAGGAAUAUUUGUCAUGUCAUCCAAUACUGGUGAAGCCAGAAGCUAUUAAAGGGACAUUUCACACUGUUUACAGCACAUUUCAAAAUAAAUUGGGAGGGAAGUC
Molecule: messenger RNA, 1944 nt
Organism: Nyctereutes procyonoides (raccoon dog)
Lineage: Eukaryota; Metazoa; Chordata; Mammalia; Carnivora; Canidae
Gene: EVA1C
Product: eva-1 homolog C
Exons: 8
Coding region: 371-1750 (459 amino acids)
Cellular component (GO): extracellular region
Molecular function (GO): carbohydrate binding; heparin binding
Source: RefSeq, a predicted model, not a curated record